Aspergillus aculeatinus CBS 121060 is the source of this 1590-nucleotide messenger RNA. Its product is annotated as cytochrome P450. Gene Ontology annotation, molecular function: monooxygenase activity; iron ion binding; oxidoreductase activity, acting on paired donors, with incorporation or reduction of molecular oxygen. The coding region runs from base 1 to 1590 and encodes 529 amino acids. The transcript has 4 exons. The record is from RefSeq and is a predicted model, not a curated record. Lineage: Eukaryota; Fungi; Ascomycota; Eurotiomycetes; Eurotiales; Aspergillaceae.
AUGACGUUGCUCUGGAUUCUUGAAACCACCGCCAUUGUGCUGUUGCUAUGGACAGCAGUUGAAGCUCUCCGUCGCCUCUGGUUCCAUCCAAUCGCCCACGUUCCAGGUCCCCGCCUCGCAGCUCUGACAUGGUGGUACGAGUUCUAUUUCGACGCCAUCCAGCCCGGUCAAUACGUCUUCAAGAUACAGGAACUUCACAAACAAUAUGGCCCCAUCAUCCAAGUCACUCCCGACGAGAUCCAUAUCAACGACGUCGGCUUUCUGGACACUGUCUACGCGCCCGCAAUGGCUCGAAGGAAUAAGUACGACUAUCAACUACGGAGUGUUCGCAUCCCCGGCGGAGUGGGCACCACCGCCGACUAUCACCUGCACAAACUGCGACGGGAAUCUCUCACCCAUUUCUUCAGCAAGAAGAACAUUUUGUAUCUGGAAGGGUUGAUCACCGACAAGGUCGAGCAAUUGAAGCAAUUGAUCGCGACUCAUGCAGCCGACAACACGCCAGUGAACUUGUCGGAUGCCUUUUUCGCAUUUUUCAACGACGUCGUCACGAAUUUCCUCUUCGCGCACCAGACCGACAUACUGUCCAACGAGCCCAAAGCAGCCAUCCUCCGCCAGAACAGCAAAGAGCUCCUAAUGGGCAUCAACCUCAACAAGCACUUCCCGUGGAUCCCUGAUAUCCUCGAAUCUCUCCCGCUAUCCAUCAGCCGGCCAAUGAUGCCCCCAGGGCUCGUGGAUAUGCUUGCACUCUUCGACCGAGUCCGCAACGAACUCCUCACCCUCACGCACACCAAAGCCUCAGCAACAACAACCACCGCCGCUAAACCCGCGGGUUUGGGACCAACAGGCAAAGAAUCCGUCUUCGACUCCGUCCUCGACAACCCCACCCUCCCAGACACAGAGAAGACGCUCCUCCGCCUCGGACAAGAAGGCACCCUGCUCGCGCUAGCGGGGACUGAAUCACCCGCGCAGACCCUCGCCGUCGCCUUCUACCACCUCCUCGCCAACCCGGUGCUCCUUGCGAAGCUGCGCCAGGAGCUCCGCACGGUCCCCGCAUCCGCCUCGUGGACGCAGCUCGAGCAACUGCCCUACCUCUCCGCGGUCAUCGAGGAAAGCAACCGCCUCCCUUUCGGCGUCACCGCCCGAACAGCCAGGAUCGCCUAUGAGCCGCUAACUUACACGCCCUCCGCGCAUGUUGCCCCAUCACCGUGCAACCCUCCCGGUGCGCAACCCAAAUCAUAUGUAAUCCCCUCGGGCACACCGAAAAGCAUCACGACGCUGAGCGCGCACACGGCGGAGACCGUGUUUCCGGAGCCGUGGGUCUUCGAUCCGGAUCGGUGGCUCGGGGAUGCCGGGAGAGAGCGAUGGAAGUUUCAGAUGGCGUUUGGGAAGGGCGGGCGGAGGUGUUUGGGGAUCGAGCUCGCGCGCGCGGAGCUGUUUCUGGUUAUUGCGGGGUUGGUGCGUGCGUUUGAGAUGACGCUGUUUGAGACGGGGGAGGAGGAUGUGGCGUUUUGGUGUGAUUAUCAGGUUGCUAUGCCGGGAUUGGGGUCGAGGGGGGUGAGGGUGAGGGUGAGGGCGAGGGUGGGAGAGUAG